Molecule: messenger RNA, 3164 nt
Organism: Bombina bombina (fire-bellied toad)
Lineage: Eukaryota; Metazoa; Chordata; Amphibia; Anura; Bombinatoridae
Gene: NEMP2
Product: nuclear envelope integral membrane protein 2
Exons: 7
Coding region: 14-1126 (370 amino acids)
Cellular component (GO): nuclear envelope
Source: RefSeq, a predicted model, not a curated record
GCAGUCAAAAGAGAUGAACUGCCAAUAUGCUGAAAAUCUCCAAGUUUCUAUCAUUUGCUUUCUUCAAAGUAUUUGGAGUUCUUCUGAUUCUAACGAGGCCUAUAUUAACGUGAACUGGUAUGAUGAGAGACUCCGCUUUGAUGUGAAGAUAAUCAAUAAACCAUCUGUUUACACAGUAAGCAUUAAAAGAACUGAAUUCAGCACAAGACACUUCAUUCUUUUCUUUGUUGGCAUUCUCCUGUUCUGUUUAGCCAGUUCCCUAAGUCGGAGUGCUGUCCUCUACUACACUGCUGGGGUGACUUUAGGUGUUUGUGCAUCUCUUGUUUUCAUUCUGCUCAUAGGUAAAAGGUUUAUUACCCAGACUAAAACGUUCUGGCUUUUGAUGAGCGGAUGUUGGGUUUUCACUGCAUUUACUGUUAAGUUCUUGAAAGAUAAUAUUUCAUGGCUAUGGAGUCAAAACAAAUCUUACUUAGUGGGGUAUUUUGUGGCUGCUGUGUUACUCAGUUUUGCAGCCUGCUACAAGCACGGUCCAAUUAGAAGCCAAUGGAGCAUAAACCUGAUCACCUGGACACUGCAAUUAAUCGCCUGCUUUUUUAUAUAUUUUGGUCUUGCUGUCCCUGAUGUCGCCUAUGCUAUCAUCAUUAUCCUCAUUUCAGCCAAAGGACUGUGUUAUCCUGUUAGAGCUUUGUCUUAUUUGUUCAGAAAAUUGAGAGCUUAUUUUUAUCAUAAGAAACUUGUGGUGCGAUUUCUAACUGAAGAGGAGUAUCGUGAACAGGCAGACACUGAGACCUGUAUGGCGCUAGAGAAUCUACGUGCCUACUGCAGGAGUCCAGAGUUCAACUCCUGGCUGACAGUAUCUAGAUUGUCCUCCCCAAAAAGAUUUGCAGACUUCAUCCUGGGUUCAAACCAUGUUUCAUUAGAAGAGACCAAUGUGCAUGAAGAGGAGUAUGGAUUUGGAAGCUUCUUCUUGGAAGAACAACUUUUUGCACAAGACAGAGCAGCUGAGCCGAACCAGCAAGUAGACUUAAUACAAGUAGAUAAUGAAGAUGUGGAUGACUAUCAAGCUAGCAAUCAUUCAAAUUAUUCAUUAGAUCACAGUUUCAUUAGUAAUGAAAAUAGUUUCUAGAUACGUAAAAGCUGUAUCUAUUAUUCAUGAAGCUGCAUCUGAGCUCUGGGGACAGUGAUGACUACAUUCAUUAUUAAUGAAGAUUUGCUAAUCACAACCAAAUCAUUGCAUCCUCAAACAUUUGCAAAUUUAAAGGUGAAUGAAGGACAACAUCCAUAAUCAUUGUAUUCAAAAUAGGAAGAUGGAUUCUCAAAGUGUUUAUUUAUAUAACCUUUUAAAUAUCACAGUUCUUUUGUUUUAAGCCAGAUGCCAAUAAUGGAUUUAAAUUGUAUUAAAUAAUUCAUAGUCAAGGAAUUCCCCAAGAUACUGAAACGUCUGGACCUUUUUCACUAUGGUGAAAUAAAUAGGAUUUUCUUUGUAUGAUAAUCUGUUGAGUAAGCAGUUGGCUUAAUUCCUGCAAAGGUCCUAUAUUCACACAAGUCUGCUCCUUUUUGGAGUAAGUUGCCUAUUUUUACAUCUGUAAAAAGACAAAUUAUAUGUAUGGUUAAGGAGUACCACCCUCACCCUAUUUAGUAGUAGUACCUAAUGUUCAACUUCAUUAUACCAACCAUAUGUAUAUCACAGUUGUCCUAAUUGAUUAUAUCUGAAUACCAUGGCCAAUGGUAACAAUUUGUUGGAGUAUAAUCCCAUUACUGGUGCUACUGUUUCAUUAUCAUAACUAAUACGUUGUAUUAACCCCUUAAGGACCAGCGACGUACCCUGUAUGUCACUGGUCUUUUUUUGGGACUUGAUUGUUUUAUAGCACGGUCUUGCCACCAGUGUUGAGACUGCUCUAUUCCACAAAGCCUGCUGGAGGGAGGGCAUUAAUAGCGUGUUCUUGCUAGACUAAUGCUAUUAUGUCCUGAAAAAAACAUUAACGACCAGUGACAUACAGGGUACAUUGUGGUCAUUAAGGGGUUAAUCAGGCAAUUUUUAUACAGUGUGUGGUAUGAUAAAGGAGUGGAAAAAGGGAUAAAAUAAUGUUUUACGGGUUUUUUUUAAUCAGAGAAUACUUCACUUUAAGGAAACUCAGCAUGAAAUAUAAAUAACUUUUUAUUUAUUAACAAAAAUAGUUGAACUCCCGAUAAAUAAGCAAGGUUAUUGAUAGAACACUGAUGAUAUGAAGGUGAUUAGAGUAAAUAUGUGGUAGAUACAAAGGGGUUUCUCAUUCUAAAGUCUAUAGAAUGAGUGAUAUUAACUGGGAGGGCUCUAAAAAUGUUUAAAUAAAAAUACUGAGCUUAAUCUUAAAGAUGAACACCAAUGUACAGUUUGAAUAAUGUUAAAGGACUAUUUUAAAAGUAUACUUAAAGGGAUAGGAAUCUUGUAUCAUUCAGACACAGUGUGUCAUUUUAAGACACUUUUAAAUUAACUUUUUUUAUUAAAUUUACUUUGUUCUUUUGGAAUCCAUUGUUAAAAAGAAUAUAUACAGAUCUUUAGCAGAUUCAAUGCUAGCAGGUGAUUGGUGGCUACACACUUUUUUGUCUUCAUUGGCUCACCAGAUGUGUUCAGCUAGCUCGCAGUAGUGCCUUGAUUAUCUGGAGCUGACUUUAACUAUGUAUUAAUACUUUUUUGCAGGGGUUAAGCAUUUAUAUGCAACAAUAAUGAAAUGCUCUAAUUGCACUUUUAUAUACCUUUAAUGGGAAAAGCAAUUGACUAUUUUCCAUGAAAUAUACAGAAUUAGACAAAGUUAAAAUGUGAAUCAUGUCAGAAACUGUCACUGCUCAAUAUAAAAAUAUUUUAUUGCACAUUUUGGGCACAGCUUUAAAUUGGUAAUUCAGGUUACUCCCCUGAGCCAUAAAGUGUCAAACAGAAAGUUAAUAUUUGUAUUUAUUUUAUUUCUGUUAAAGUUCUAGCUGCUAUUUUUUUUUGUGUUUUAGCUGUGUCUGUAGUUUUUAAUUUGUAUCAUUUUGUUUGUAUUUUUUUCUACAAAUGUGUAGCUUGGUUCUUAUAAUUUCAUUAUGUAUUAUAUUGUGAAUUAUGUGUAAUGUUUUUGUAGAAUGUUUGGUUAUUACUGUAAAUCCCACAUGUAACUGAUAUGUUAAUAAAUAAUUAAAAACAA